Messenger RNA from Rhizophagus irregularis DAOM 181602=DAOM 197198, 251 nucleotides. The record is from RefSeq and is a predicted model, not a curated record. NCBI's taxonomy places the organism in Eukaryota, Fungi, Glomeromycota, Glomeromycetes, Glomerales, Glomeraceae.
AGCGAGUCUAUAACUGCAGGAGUUGAUCUAUUUCAUCGUCAUCAAAAAAACGAUAUAUCUUUUAAUGAUAAAAGAAAGUUUGACGACAAUCAAUUUGAAAACAGAUUUAAUGAAGACAAAAUUGUUAAAAAGAUUAAAUUAAUCAAAAAUGAAAAUAAUUAUUAUAAUACGCAAGAAUUUGAAUUGGGUUAUAUUAAACAUGAAAUUGAUUUUGAUAUUUAAAUGUCGGUAUUUUUCAAAACUUAUUAGAG